AUGUCGACCAAGACUUAUACCCAAAAUCUCGUCAAAUCGGCGUCCAUCAAGGAGGCGUCGCUUCACGUCCGCCAGCCUGUCGAAUGGCACAUAUACGGUUAUCCAUUCUUGGUCCCUUACUCAAUAUGGGCAUACUUAUGGAUGUCACAAUUCGAAGUCGUCUUUGGCUCGCGUGAAUUUGCAUUCUUGACCCUCUUGCUGGCUAUGGCUCUCCAUGCUCUGGCCUUCUUGAUCUGUCAAUGGAGUGUCUCCAUCAAGACCUAUUUGACUUGUAGAGAUGAAUCUGAUCCGUAUCGAGCUCAAUUGAUCAAAAUUAUGCCAAUGCCACAUCAUGGUGCUGCUGGAAUAUGCGAGAUCAAUCGUACUUUUGUCAAAACGGAUGAAGGAAAUAUUCCACAACUAUCAUUCAUGUUUCAAAAGAAAAAGUUUCUGUAUAACGAUACCUUGAGGAGAUUCGUAAAGCUAGAUUUUCCUGCAUCAGGACCAUCAACAAUGUCCAAAUUCCAAGGUCUUGUUGGAUUAAAGACUGAUGCUGAGAUACAGAUGUUGGUGGAUAAAUACGGAGAAAACAGAUUCGACAUACCCAUCCCAACAUUCCAAGAACUAUUUCAAGAGCACGCCAUUGCUCCAUUCUUUGUAUUUCAAGUAUUUUGUGUGGGAUUAUGGUUUCUAGAUGACAUGUGGUAUUAUUCGCUCUUUACGCUAUUCAUGUUGUUUGUAUUCGAGUCUACCGUCGUCCUGCAGCGUCUGACGACACUGAGAGAAUUCCGAAGUAUGAGUAUCAAACCAUAUGAACUCUUAGCUAGACGUAAAGACUCUUGGGUACCCGUACAAACAUAUGAGCUGCUACCUGGAGACGUAGUAUCAGUAAUACGAUCCAAGGAAGACUGUCCAGUUCCUUGUGAUAUGCUUCUGCUUGACGGCAGUUGUAUUGCCAACGAAGCCAUGUUGUCGGGUGAAUCAACUCCUCAACUCAAAGAGAAUAUCUCGCUCAACGAUCCAAAAGAUGCAUUUUCUAUAAAUGAUGACAAACUACACGUACUAUUUGGAGGAACAAAGAUAAUACAGGUAUCUGCUCCUGGAUCAGAAGCUAAAUUACGUCCACCAGACGGUGGAGCGUUGGCUCUUGUCCUCCGAACAGGAUUUUCUACUCAACAGGGAAAACUAGUACGGACAAUAGUGUACAGUACAGAACGAGUCACUGCCAAUAAUUUAGAAUCCUUGCUCUUUAUUCUAUUCCUACUCGUAUUCGCUAUCAUUGCUUCAGCAUACGUAUGGAUUGAAGGAAACAAGAUGGAGGGUCGUAAACGAUCUAAAAUCUUGCUUGACUGUAUCCUCAUUAUAACAUCCGUGGUACCACCAGAAUUACCCAUGGAAUUAUCGCUCGCUGUAAACAACUCACUUAUAGCUCUAGCCCGAGCAUACGUAUUUUGUACAGAACCCUUCCGAAUCCCCUUUGCCGGCAAAGUGGAGGUAUGCUGUUUUGACAAGACCGGAACUCUGACGGCUGAAGAUUUACGUGUGGAAGGUGUAGCUGGCCUGACGGUAUUUAUAAACGUAUCCGCAACUCAGAAUUACGAAGAAGAGUUACGAAAGCCGAAUGAGCUGCCUGAUGAGACCAAUUUUGUACUGGCUGCUGCACAUGCUCUUGUCCAUCUCGACGAAGGUACCAUUGGAGACCCAAUGGAAAAGAACAGUGUUAACGCUAUUGGAUGGACUCUACUUAAAGGAGAUGUAGUGCAGCCACGACAAGGACCUAAACAUCAAAUUAGAAUAAUUAGGAGGUUUCCAUUUGCUUCAGCAUUGAAACGAAUGUCUACCGUAUCAGUCUUGGCUCAAGCUGGAUAUUCUCCCCGUACUUUGGUCGCUGUUAAAGGUGCUCCCGAGAUAUUACAAAAGAUGUAUACUUCUUUACCGGCCCACUAUGAAGCUGUGUACAAGUACUGGGCGAGACGAGGAAGUAGAGUUUUGGCGUUGGGGUAUAAGCAUCUGGAUGGUGUUAUAAAGGCCAGCGAGGCACGAGAAUUAUCAAGAGAUGCUAUGGAGUCUAAACUGACUUUUGCUGGUUUCCUGAUAUUCCAUUGUCCAUUGAAGCCUGAUGCUAUUGAAGCUGUGCGGAUGCUGAAUAACUCUUCUCAUCGGUGUGUCAUGAUUACUGGUGAUAAUGCCUUGACAGCGUGCCAUGUUGCUAAAGAAGUGGAGAUUGUGACUCGAAAAGUGUUGAUUGGAGAUGUUCGAGACUCUAAUGGUUUCACAUGGAGAUCAGUUGAUGAAGCGAUUGAUAUACGAAUAGACACGACAUUGACAAUCGAAGAUCCUCAACUCAAGAAAUACGACUUGUGUUUGACGGGUAAAGGUCUAUUAGAAGUACAAGACACUGCUUGUUUCAAUGCUAUACUGCCAAGGAUAUGGGUGUAUGCGAGAGUGUCGCCUAGUCAGAAGGAAUUCAUUUUGACUGCUCUCAGAAAGGCAGGAUAUGAGACAUUGAUGUGUGGUGAUGGAACGAAUGACGUUGGAGCGUUGAAACAAGCUCACGUUGGCAUUGCACUACUCAACGGAAGUCCAGAAGACUUACAAAAAAUGAUGCAACAGCAAAUGGAACGUCGCAAGCAAGCAAUGAUUGACCAACAAAAGGCCAUUCGUGAAAGAUGGGGUCUUCAACCAUUACCUGAUGCAGGAGCCGCUGCUGCUACAACAGCAGCAGUGGAUCCAAAUUCAGCAGAAGGCAAGAAACAGAAAUUGCUUCAACAACAAGCUAAAUUGGAAGAGCAAAUGAAUAAAAUGAUGGGAGAUACUUCUGAAGAGCCACCAACGCUGAAAUUUGGUGAUGCUUCUGUUGCUGCUCCUUUUACGUCCAAGUUGGCUAAUGUUGAGUCUGUCUGCAAUAUCGUGAGACAAGGACGAUGUACUCUUGUUGCCAUGAUACAGAUGUACAAGAUUCUGGCUCUAAAUUGUUUGAUUUCGGCUUAUUCUAUGAGUGUAUUAUAUCUUGCUGGAAUCAAACAAGGAGAUUGGCAAGCCACCAUUGCUGGAUUGAUGAUAACAGUGUGCUUUUUCAGUAUCGCUAAAUCUUCUCCAAUGAGGGAACUAUCAAAGAAACGACCACAGACAAACGUCUUCAACUUGUACCUUAUUCCAUCCAUUCUGGGACAAGCUGCCGUGCAUGUCUUUGCACUCAUGUAUAUUAGAGAACAAGCUAUAUUAUAUGCUGAGGAUCUAGAUGAAAAAUUCGAUCUUGACGCUGAAUUCCAUCCUAAUCUAUUGAAUUCGGGUAUUUAUUUGGUAUCGUUGAUUAUGCAGAUAUCGACUUUUGCUAUCAAUUAUCAGGGCCAUCCUUUCCGAGAAAGCAUUCGAGAGAACAAACCGUUAUGGAAUGGUCUCAUUUCAGUCACAUGCAUUGCGUGUCUAGCAGCUUCUGAAUUAUUCCCUACAUUGAAUGAUUGGAUGCAGCUUGUGCCAUUCCCUGGUGAUUUCAAGUACAAGUUAAUGGCAUGCAUGGGUCUUGAUUUCGGUGUUGCAUGGUUGAUCGAACAAGUUUGUUCAUGGAUGUUUUCUGAUAAUAAGCCAAAGGCUUCGCUGCUUUUAGAAUAG
Molecule: messenger RNA, 3591 nt
Organism: Synchytrium microbalum
Lineage: Eukaryota; Fungi; Chytridiomycota; Chytridiomycetes; Synchytriales; Synchytriaceae
Exons: 17
Coding region: 1-3591 (1196 amino acids)
Biological process (GO): intracellular calcium ion homeostasis
Cellular component (GO): endoplasmic reticulum membrane
Molecular function (GO): ATP binding; ATP hydrolysis activity; P-type ion transporter activity
Source: RefSeq, a predicted model, not a curated record